Synchiropus splendidus (mandarinfish) is the source of this 1775-nucleotide messenger RNA. Its product is annotated as palmitoyltransferase ZDHHC20-B-like. Gene Ontology annotation, cellular component: endoplasmic reticulum; Golgi apparatus. Gene Ontology annotation, biological process: synaptic vesicle maturation; protein targeting to membrane; peptidyl-L-cysteine S-palmitoylation. The transcript is spliced from 13 exons. Bases 15 to 1070 code for a protein of 351 amino acids. Lineage: Eukaryota; Metazoa; Chordata; Actinopteri; Syngnathiformes; Callionymidae. The record is from RefSeq and is a predicted model, not a curated record. Gene Ontology annotation, molecular function: protein-cysteine S-palmitoyltransferase activity.
CGCUGGGAUUAAAGAUGGCUCCCUCUCCUGUGCUGAGGUGGUGUCAGCGAGCUCCCCGCUGGAUCCCUGUUCUCUUCAUAAACCUGGUCGUCGGCUGGUCCUACUACGCGUACGUGGUCGAGCUUUGCGUCUAUACAAUCGCAAACAAUGCAGAACGAAUCAGCUACCUGGUCAUCUUUCACAUUUCCCUCUUCAUGUUCAUAUGGUCGUACUGGAAAACUAUCUGGACCAGACCUUCCAACCCCUCUAGUGCUUUUUCUUUGCCCAGAGCAGAGAAGGAGCUGUUUGAGAGGGCGGAGCGAGCAGAAAUGCAGCAAGAAAUUCUGAAGAAAGUGGCGAAAAGUUUACCUGUUUACACGAGAACUCCAGGGGGAGCUGUGCGGUACUGCGACCAAUGUCAGGUGAUCAAGCCUGACCGCUGCCAUCACUGCUCGACAUGUGAGAUGUGUGUGCUGAAGAUGGACCAUCACUGCCCCUGGGUAAAUAACUGCGUUGGAUUCUCCAACUACAAGUACUUUGUCUUGUUCUUGGCCUACGCUUCACUUUACUGUGUGGUCAUCUCAGCCACAGUCGUCCAAUAUUUCAUCAAGUUCUGGACAAAACAGCUCCUCGAUUCUCAUGCCAAGUUCCACAUCUUGUUUCUAUUCUUUGUGGCGGCCAUUUUCUACAUCAGCAUCUUGUCACUGCUCAUCUACCAUCUCUGGCUCAUUGGGAAGAACAGAACCACCAUAGAAGCCUUCAGAGCUCCCACUUUCCCCAGCGGCGCAGACAAAAAUGGCUUCUCUCUUGGCUUCAAACGAAAUAUCGCUGAGGUGUUUGGAGAUCAAGCACAGUACUGGUUCUUUCCUGUUUUUUCAAGUCAAGGCGAUGGUCAUUCCUUCGUGACCAGGCUGGUGCACAUCGACCCGGAACAAGCCAACGGCAUUCUCCAGCAGAAUGGCAAAAGCCCUGUUCCUGUGGAGCCCGACACUCAAGUCGCUGUUGACCAUGUACACCACACAACAGAGGAAGCCAAAGAGAAACAAGCUGAUGGUGUGGAGGACUCGGUCAUGUUGGAGAGAGAGCAGUAGCAGUAGGGGAAGCACAGCUGUGGACUCUGCUGCCUUCAACUGUCUCCAUCACUAUCAUCAUCACAACGUCAAAUCUUUCAGCAACAAACACCUCUCUAUCAGUAUUAAUUCCAAAUAAUCUCUUUUACAUGUUUCAAGCCCUAAGACGUCUUGGAAAAUCAGAUUCCGCUCCAUUACAGAUUUCUCUGUUUGUUUCUCUGUAUGCAGAUACAAGGCAUUCCAAUGUACAUCCCAUGCACUUUUUAUUUUUAUUUUAUAUGUGUGUGUGGAAGAAUAUGGGACCAAAUCCAUUUUUAAUAUUGUGUUAAACAGAAAUGCAUGUAGAUGUUUGUAACCUAUUUAUUUGAACUAAACAUUUCCUUUACUUGACAAACACACUGUAUGGGAUGCUGUGCGUAAUUUUUUGCAUUUUUAUUUGAUGAAUAUCUGCGUGUUAAUACCUCACAGAAGUCUUAAAGGUCAAGGAUCUUUUUGAUAAUUUCAUUUUGAACGUGAGCCAAGGCAGAUAAGCCGGAGUUUAUAAGGCAGCGAAUCGAGACUUUUAUGUUCAAGUACAGGGAUAUUUGAACAAUGUGUCACUAGCUGUCAGAAGCAGCUAACGCUGCUGCGACGAGUCGCUGGAUGAUCCGUGAUUCUUUUGUGUACUAACCUGGUGAUUAGCUCAGUGCUAACAUGUUGACUGAUGAACAUUGUUCUGUUUCAAUA